AUGAAGGAGAUCCCUCCACCCAUGGAUGAUGAGGAUGGCGCAGAUGCUGAGGACAAGGAGCUUGAGCCCGGCCAAAUCCUAGAUGAGGGGAUACACCAGGGGGAGGGUGGUGAUUCUCUUAUGGACGAUACCAAUGAUGUCCCCCUCCCUUCUCAUACUAACAAAGAUCAGGACUGGCCUGACUGGGAUGAUCCAGACAAUUCCUCCACUGGUGCUCUCAGAUUUUGGGCUAUGCCCAGUCAUACCCCACAUCAAUACAAACCAGACGACACAUCGAAGCCCUACAAUUUCCCUCAACUCUCCAGAACCCCUCAAGAUCCGCAGAUAAUGCCCUCGUCUGACGACUCCGAUGCAUCAACAAGGAAGAUAAUGAAAACCCUAAUGCUACAUUCACACAAAGCCAGCAGUACUCACCUUCCUGGUCACACAUCAUCUGAUCAGGACUCCGACCCUUUACCAUCUACUAGUAGCAGAUCUGUCUCUCGCAAGUGGCCACGUGAUGCCACAUCUGAAUUUAAUGCCAAGCUCAACAACGCAUCAGACUCCCUCAUGCGGCACAUUCAGGAUUCAUCUACAGCCAAGGCCAAACACAAGUGUUUGAAGAUCAAGUCCAAGUUGGCCAGUAUGGAGCUUAGAGCCUGUGUCACUCGAGACGAGCGUGAACACAUGCUCUGGAGUGCUUCUGCUGCUCAGAGUCAUGAGCGUGCCAUGGCGGAUGAACAGACAAAGCAACUCGAGUUAGAAAUCAAGCUGGAGCAAGUGAAGUUGGAACACUUGGCUUUGGAGAAGGAGUUGUCUCAUCAGGGUAACUAA
Molecule: messenger RNA, 813 nt
Organism: Suillus bovinus
Lineage: Eukaryota; Fungi; Basidiomycota; Agaricomycetes; Boletales; Suillaceae
Exons: 2
Coding region: 1-813 (270 amino acids)
Source: RefSeq, a predicted model, not a curated record